UCCCGUAGUUCAGGGCCGCCGCGCGGGGCGGGGGUGCGCGGCCUUUUCAAAGCGCGAAGCGUUUGAAGUACAACCGUUGGUGCAGGGGUGCGCGCCGCGCGUAGGCCUGGGUCAGCUGUCGUCGCUUCGCUCUUUUUCUCUAGGCUGGUGUGCGACUCUGGCGAGGUGAUUUGGCAUCAGUCACCGGCGGAAGAAGGAUCUGAGCCGCAGCUUCGCUUCUGCUGCCACCUGUCUACACCGCAGCUUUGCCAUCAGUAUUUCGUUGACUCGUGGGGUGGUUUAGGGUCCAAAGCUACUGAUGUCUGAGCCAGUAGAUCUGUUGGUUAACUUGCUGAGUCCUGUCAACUUCUUAAGACUGUUUCUUUUUGCUGCUGUUAUCUUUUACAAGAGACGGUGAUCCAGGAUCAGUGUGGCUGUUAACGACUUAGAGUGCUAUAAUGGAAGGAAUCAGUAAUUUCAAGACACCAAACAAACUACCUGAAAAUAGGAAAUCUGUAUUAUGUUCAACUCCGUGUAUAAAUAUUCCUGCCUCUCCAUUUAUGCAGAAGCUUGGCUAUGGGACUGGGGUAAAUGUUUACCUAAUGAAAAGAUCUCCAAGAGGUUUGUCUCAUUCUCCUUGGGCUGUGAAAAAGAUUAACCCUAUAUGUAAUGAUCAUUAUCGAAGUGUAUAUCAAAAGAGACUGACUGAUGAAGCUAAGAUUUUGAAAAGCCUUCAUCAUCCAAACAUUGUAGGUUACCGUGCUUUUACUGAAGCCAGUGAUGGCAGUAUGUGCCUUGCUAUGGAGUAUGGAGGGGAAAAAUCUCUAAAUGACUUAAUAGAAGAGCGAUAUAAAGACAGCCGAGGUCCUUUUCCAGCAGCUAUAAUUUUAAAAGUUGCUUUGAACAUGGCAAGAGGCUUAAAGUAUCUGCACCAAGAAAAGAAACUGCUUCAUGGAGACAUAAAAUCUUCAAAUGUUGUAAUUAAAGGUGAUUUUGAAACAGUUAAAAUCUGUGAUGUAGGAGUUUCUCUUUCAUUGGAUGAAAAUAUGACUGUGACUGCUCCUGAGGCCUGUUACAUUGGUACUGAGCCAUGGAAACCCAAGGAAGCUUUGGAGGAAAAUGGCAUUAUUACUGACAAGGCAGACAUAUUUGCCUUUGGCCUUACUCUGUGGGAAAUGUUGACUUUGUCUAUUCCACAUGUUAAUCUUAAUCUUACAGAUGAUGAUGAUGAUGAUGCCGAAGAUAAAACUUUUGAUGAAAGUGACUUUGAUGAUGAAGCAUACUAUGCAGCUUUGGGAACCAGGCCACCUAUUAAUAUGGACGAACUGGAUGAAUCAUACCAGAAAGUAAUUGAACUCUUCUCUGUAUGUACUAAUGAAGAUCCGAAAGCUCGCCCUUCUGCUGCACACAUUGUCGAAGCUUUGGAGCUAGAUGGCCAGUGAUCGUGUUCUUGAUGACCUCAGUACAUAACGGUCUGUUUUUUUUUAUGUCUCUAUAUAUGUUACUAUGAUGAUCUGUGGUUAUUACCCUCUGGAAGUGGCCUAUUUUAGGUCCACAGUGCCCUGUUAAUUUUGAAUAGCUUUUUAGCAUAAGGAUAUUUAUGUUCUUAUGAUAAGCACUUGGUAUUAUACUGGAUUUUAUGUGAACUUCAAAAAAGUGGUUAGAUGUUCCACAGACUUAAAACACUAGCAAUAAAAUGCUGUAAUCGGUUCUCACAUAAAUCUGAUCUGAGUGACCAUUCUAUUAAUGAUCUCUUGUAUAUUCUCUAUUUUAGUGGAUUAAAAAGUGUUAAAAAUCAACACUUUAUACACUGCAAAGUAAAUCUACAUUUGCUUAUAUUUUAAAAUAUCAAAACUUUUGCUGGCAUUUCCUGGCUGAUGUGCUUAUUAAAUGGUCACCAGAACCUAAGAAUAUGACUCAAGAGUAGCUGCUUGGGUAUUUCUAGACUCUUUGGUUACAGCUUGUCCUGCUGUCUUCUAUUGAUGUUUAAUUUAUUAAGUGUAUUUCCUGUACUAAGAUUCCUUUUUAAACUUUUAUGUACUAAUAUGUAUACUAAGUAUUUCAAAGUGUGGCAUAAAAAUAAUAAAACCCAAAUAGAUAAUAUAGAAUAAAGUAUAGCUUUG
Messenger RNA from Heterocephalus glaber (naked mole-rat), 2102 nucleotides. It is a transcript of the gene Pbk, whose product is annotated as PDZ binding kinase. Gene Ontology annotation, molecular function: ATP binding; protein serine/threonine kinase activity. The record is from RefSeq and is a predicted model, not a curated record. NCBI's taxonomy places the organism in Eukaryota, Metazoa, Chordata, Mammalia, Rodentia, Bathyergidae. Gene Ontology annotation, biological process: peptidyl-serine phosphorylation.